UGUACCGGGCAGGAGCGAAGUGCCUGCAAGGCCCGGGGAGACUCUGGACCAGAGAGGCUAGGGGGCGGCGAGGGAGACGAACGGGAAAUGCACUGAAAAGCCAGGCAAAGGGCCGGGUGGGUUGGGCAUUGUUAUGGCUUUUAAAGGGCGGGGAUGGUCGAGCCCUCCCGCUGACUUUAUGCAUUUCUUAUUCGAUUCUUUGUGAAAUCACAGUCUUCCCACACCCCUCCGAGGAUCCUGGGCCGUGGGCGGCUCUCGAGCACUGCCCUGGGAAAGCAACCUCCCGAGGCUCCCGACUCGACACACUGUUUCACGAGGCUCCCGGAGCACUGACACUCACAUGAACCGCGUCCGGCUGGAUCCUCUUAGCUGCUCCGCAAGGAUUCCGAACCAAUUCAGCCGCGUUUUAAAAGGGGGCUGGGAGGAAAUGCAAGCAGGAGAGUGAAGUUGAAGUUCUUAGAGGCUCUGAAAAACCAUGGGCUCUGCAGAAGGGGUUGAAAUGCUCAAAGGCCCACACUUUAUGAAAUAAACAGAAUGCUCACCGGAGAGUUGCAACUAUUUUGGAAAUAGCUUUGUGAGAAGAGUUCCAGAUCUACUCUCAUCCCUACCUUAGAGACUGAGACUUCUAAUUCCUUUACUCGGCUGACGACAUCCUUUGAGGUGCCGUAGCACAUGGAUUUCAGGACUGCCUGUGAAGAGACAAAGACAGGGAUUUGUUUGCUGCAGGAUGGUAAUCAGGAGCCUUUCAAAGUCCGGCUGCACCUAGCCAAAGAUAUUUUGAUGAUCCAGGAACAGGAUGUGAUAUGUGUGUCUGGUGAGCCUUUCUAUUCUGGUGAAAGAACGGUGACCAUUAGAAGACAAACUGUAGGAGGAUUUGGAUUAAGCAUAAAGGGGGGAGCUGAACACAAUAUUCCAGUUGUCAUUUCAAAAAUCUCCAAGGAGCAAAGAGCGGAACUUUCAGGGCUGCUCUUUAUUGGAGAUGCAAUUCUACAGAUAAAUGGAAUUAAUGUGAGAAAAUGCAGACAUGAAGAAGUGGUGGCCUGCCAACCACACUUUGGGAGAAGCUGGAAGGUUGAAGGGCUUCUGUUGGUGAUGGUUCAGGUGCUUCGGAAUGCUGGAGAAGAAGUGACCCUAACAGUGUCAUUUUUAAAAAGAUCACCUGCUUUCCUCAAACUCCCACUGAAUGAAGAUUGUGCAUGUGCUCCCAGUGACCAGAGCAGUGGCACCUCCUCUCCUCUUUGUGAUAGUGGCUUGCAUCUCAACUAUCAUCCCAACAAUACAGACACAUUAUCAUGUUCUUCAUGGCCAACAUCUCCGGGUUUGAGAUGGGAAAAGCGAUGGUGUGACCUUAGGCUGAUCCCGCUGCUUCAUUCACGUUUUUCUCAGUAUGUGCCUGGGACAGAUUUGAGUCGGCAGAAUGCUUUUCAAGUCAUUGCUGUGGAUGGGGUCUGCAGUGGGAUUAUUCAGUGCCUCUCUGCUGAAGACUGUGUUGACUGGCUACAAGCAAUAGCAACUAAUAUUUCAAACCUCACAAAGCACAAUAUUAAAAAAAUCAACAGAAAUUUUCCUGUAAACCAGCAGAUAGUCUACAUGGGCUGGUGUGAAGCACGGGAGCAAGACCCUUUGCAAGACCGUGUGUACUCACCAACAUUUCUAGCCCUGAGGGGAUCAUGUCUUUACAAGUUUUUGGCACCUCCAGUGACAACAUGGGACUGGACCCGAGCAGAGAAAACAUUUUCAGUUUAUGAGAUUAUGUGCAAGAUUCUCAAGGACAGUGACCUGUUGGACCGGCGGAAACACUGCUUCACAGUGCAAUCUGAGUCUGGGGAGGAUCUCUACUUCUCCGUGGAAUUAGAGUCUGACCUCGCCCAAUGGGAAAGAGCCUUCCAAACAGCAACCUUUCUGGAGGUGGAACGGAUACAGUGCAAGACAUAUGCAUGUGUGCUAGAAAGUCAUCUAAUGGGACUCACAAUUGACUUUAGCACUGGAUUUAUCUGCUUUGAUGCUGCAACAAAGGCUAUACUUUGGAGAUAUAAAUUUUCUCAGCUUAAAGGUUCUUCCGAUGAUGGCAAGAGCAAAAUCAAAUUUUUGUUUCAGAAUCCAGAUACUAAGCAGAUUGAAGCAAAGGAGCUGGAAUUUUCAAAUCUAUUUGCUGUUCUUCACUGCAUUCAUUCAUUUUUUGCUGCCAAAGUAGCUUGUUUGGACCCUCUCUUUUUAGGCAAUCAGGCUACCGCUUCUGCUGCUGCCAGCUCUGCUACUACAAGCAAAACAAAGUACACAACUUGACAUACCGAGGUUUGCAUUGUCACUUACUAUGACUAUGUAAAGAAAAUAAACAUAAUCAUCAUUUUAGACCCUGGAGAAACAAUCAUAUCACCAAGUAAACAGUGAAUUCAAUUUGAAAUUUGAACAGAAAGCAAGGUCAUAAGGGAUCUCAAAAGCACUUCUAUUUUGGAAGACAUUGUGAAUAAUCUUAAAUGAACCAUAACAGCUUGUUCUCAGUUUAUUUGUACCAUCGAAAGUGAAGACGAAAGAAUGAAUGAUUCAAAGUAUGUAAAUAAUAUACAAAUUGUAAGCUACCUAUAAAUAAAAAUACCACUUAAAUGGUUAUUUCUGUAUUUUAGAUUGUUUUGUAUGUUGGGCCAGAUCAUGAACUAAUGCCCUAUCAUUGAAUUUUGAGUGAUAUAAAGGAGGCAAAUAAACCACAUGGCAGCGAAGAAAAUAGCAUGUAAAAAAUUUCGUCAAAGAAGAGAGCACUUUAAUUUGCUAAUGUAGAUUUUCCUUGCAUUCUCAUUCUGCAAUAUGACACUGGCAUUCCAAUUUUAUCUUGUUGUCAACUAUUCCUAAGAUUUUCAAAAGAAUAAAUACAUCAAUUCUAUGAUAGUCACAAUGUAAAAUGUACUAUUUUUCCUUAAAUCACUGAUAUCAAUGUUUUAUUGCUGCUAGUGUCAACCAAAUAUGCUGACAUGUGUUAAUUUAAUUAUGAACCAAGAAAACAUUCAUGAACCUCUUGUUCUUUCCUUCAUUUAAGAAGGUUUAUACUUACCUAAUGGGAUUUGUUAUCAAAUUAAAGUUUCAUAAAUUUUCAGUGACUCCAAAAACUUUUGUAGAGAAAAUAAUACAAAAAAUGUCGUGUGAGAAACUCAUACAAUUCUUUGUAUGCUAAUCUACUAGUUAAUCAUGGACUGAAAUGACCUUAGAGUGUAGUCUCAGUUUUACUUAUUUCAGGAAAAUGAUAUUUUCCCAUUUUAGAAAUAUUUUACGAGAAAGUAAGGUGAGAUAUGAAAAUAAAAUUUUUAAUUUCUAGCUUACCAUGUCAUAAAAGUGAUUAUAUAAUGCAAGACUAUGUUGGUUAUUUUAGUUAUCUUGUCUUAGUAAAUGGGAAGAAGCUGGAAAUUUGAAAGUAUCGGAGGUAUGGGCACCUGACUCAGACCCUGGUAUUAUAUAAUUAUUGGUUUAAUGUGGAAAACACUGUCCUUUACUACAGCUGUACUGAGAUCUGCUUUUAAACAACUAGCUACCUAUUAAAAAAAAAAGAAAAAAAUACUUAUUUUUAAUUAACACACAUGUUCCCAACUAAAUCAAACAUACAUAGUUCCUUGUGAAGAUGAUGAACUAUCCAAUAAGGUAGUUUAAUUUUUUUUUUAAAUAGAAAAAAAAAAGUACUCAAGAAGGAAACACAAUUAUUUGCAAAAGAACACAUGACCAUUAUGCUUUAAAAUUUAUUAAACCAUUUCCAUAAUCAUCAUAAAUUAUUUAUUCACUAUGCAUCUGGUUAAUUCUUAAGCAUGUUAAAUUAAAAAGAAAAAUCGAAGGUUCAUCAUUGUACCUGACAAGAGUUAAGCUGGAUCUAGGACACCUUACUAAAAGAACUAUGGCUAGUUGGACACUACAUAGUUUAAAUAUAUUUUAUCUUGACCAUAAAAUUAAUUAAUUAUAUUCAUAAUUGGGAUGACACCGUGGAGUUAUUGCUUACUAAGUAUUCACCAAACAGAACAGUCAUUCUAAAGUCAGAAGUCCACCAAAAGCCGACUUCAGUAAGCCUCUGAUGAGCAUAUGGAAGAAGAGCAGAGGGAGGCAUCUACCUUAGGGUCAGAAGCAGUAGUAGCCACUUCAUUAUAGAAUCUCUGCUAUGAGCUAGAGUUGUAUCUUGGUGUGCCCCACAUUGGGGUAACAUUUAUGUGUCCACAGUAUGAUAAUCUGGUCUAUUAAGUAAUAUGAAGUGGGCUAGUUAGCCAAAAAGAAAAAAAAUAGUUUUUAAACUUAAA
Mustela erminea (ermine) is the source of this 4268-nucleotide messenger RNA. It is a transcript of the gene SNTG1, whose product is annotated as syntrophin gamma 1. The transcript is spliced from 20 exons. The record is from RefSeq and is a predicted model, not a curated record. Gene Ontology annotation, molecular function: protein binding; structural molecule activity. The coding region runs from base 673 to 2286 and encodes 537 amino acids. Gene Ontology annotation, cellular component: intracellular anatomical structure; dystrophin-associated glycoprotein complex. NCBI's taxonomy places the organism in Eukaryota, Metazoa, Chordata, Mammalia, Carnivora, Mustelidae.